Messenger RNA from Rana temporaria (common frog), 3137 nucleotides. RefSeq lists its product as uncharacterized. The record is from RefSeq and is a predicted model, not a curated record. NCBI's taxonomy places the organism in Eukaryota, Metazoa, Chordata, Amphibia, Anura, Ranidae. Bases 265 to 2412 code for a protein of 715 amino acids. The transcript is spliced from 6 exons.
GAAGGAUGGAAGGAGUAUGUUCUGUCUCGUACUGCCUCCUUCCUCUCCUUUUAUCUCUUUUCUAUGAUAAACCUCUUCUACUCUGCAUUGCAGAUCGGUGGAUGGAGAGAGAGGAGGCUCUACAGGACAGGUGGAUGGAGGAAGAAGAGGCUGCACUGGGUGAAAUGAUAGAGGAACUGGAGGCUCUACAGAAGGAAUGGAUAGAGGAACAAGAACUGUCUACAGAACAGAUGGAUAGAGGAACAAGAACUGUCUACAGAACAGAUGGAUAGAGGAACAAGAACUGUCUACAGAACAGAUGGAUGGAGGAACAAGAACUGUCUACAGAACAGAUGGAUGGAGGAACAAGAACUGUCUACAGAACAGGUACAAGAACUGUCUACAGAACAGAUGGAUGGAGGAACAAGAACUGUCUACAGAACAGGUACAAGAACUGUCUACAGAACAGAUGGAUGGAGGAACAAGAACUGUCUACAGAACAGAUGGAUGGAGGAACAAGAACUGUCUACAGAACAGAUGGAUAGAGGAACAAGAACUGUCUACAGAACAGAUGGAUGGAGGAACAAGAACUGUCUACAGAACAGGUACAAGAACUGUCUACAGAACAGGUACAAGAACUGUCUACAGAACAGGUACAAGAACUGUCUACAGAACAGAUGGAUGGAGGAACAAGAACUGUCUACAGAACAGGUACAAGAACUGUCUACAGAACAGGUACAAGAACUGUCUACAGAACAGAUGGAUGGAGGAACAAGAACUGUCUACAGAACAGGUACAAGAACUGUCUACAGAACAGGUACAAGAACUGUCUACAGAACAGGUACAAGAACUGUCUACAGAACAGGUACAAGAACUGUCUACAGAACAGGUACAAGAACUGUCUACAGAACAGAUGGAUGGAGGAACAAGAACUGUCUACAGAACAGGUACAAGAACUGUCUACAGAACAGAUGGAUAGAGGAACAAGAACUGUCUACAGAACAGGUACAAGAACUGUCUACAGAACAGGUACAAGAACUGUCUACAGAACAGGUACAAGAACUGUCUACAGAACAGGUACAAGAACUGUCUACAGAACAGGUACAAGAACUGUCUACAGAACAGGUACAAGAACUGUCUACAGAACAGGUACAAGAACUGUCUACAGAACAGAUGGAUAGAGGAACAAGAACUGUCUACAGAACAGGUACAAGAACUGUCUACAGAACAGGUACAAGAACUGUCUACAGAACAGGUACAAGAACUGUCUACAGAACAGGUACAAGAACUGUCUACAGAACAGGUACAAGAACUGUCUACAGAACAGGUACAAGAACUGUCUACAGAACAGGUACAAGAACUGUCUACAGAACAGGUACAAGAACUGUCUACAGAACAGGUACAAGAACUGUCUACAGAACAGAUGGAUGGAGGAACAAGAACUGUCUACAGAACGGAUGGAUAGAGGAACAAGAACUGUCUACAGAACGGAUGGAUAGAGGAACAAGAACUGUCUACAGAACAGAUGGAUGGAGGAACAAGAACUGUCUACAGAACAGGUACAAGAACUGUCUACAGAACAGGUACAAGAACUGUCUACAGAACAGGUACAAGAACUGUCUACAGAACAGGUACAAGAACUGUCUACAGAACAGGUACAAGAACUGUCUACAGAACAGAUGGAUGGAGGAACAAGAACUGUCUACAGAACAGGUACAAGAACUGUCUACAGAACAGGUACAAGAACUGUCUACAGAACAGGUACAAGAACUGUCUACAGAACAGAUGGAUAGAGGAACAAGAACUGUCUACAGAACAGGUACAAGAACUGUCUACAGAACAGGUACAAGAACUGUCUACAGAACAGGUACAAGAACUGUCUACAGAACAGAUGGAUGGAGGAACAAGAACUGUCUACAGAACAGAUGGAUAGAGGAACAAGAACUGUCUACAGAACAGGUACAAGAACUGUCUACAGAACAGGUACAAGAACUGUCUACAGAACAGGUACAAGAACUGUCUACAGAACAGGUACAAGAACUGUCUACAGAACAGGUACAAGAACUGUCUACAGAACAGGUACAAGAACUGUCUACAGAACAGGUACAAGAACUGUCUACAGAACAGGUACAAGAACUGUCUACAGAACAGGUACAAGAACUGUCUACAGAACAGGUACAAGAACUGUCUACAGAACAGGUACAAGAACUGUCUACAGAACAGGUACAAGAACUGUCUACAGAACAGGUACAAGAACUGUCUACAGAACAGGUACAAGAACUGUCUACAGAACAGGUACAAGAACUGUCUACAGAACAGGUACAAGAACUGUCUACAGAACAGGUACAAGAACUGUCUACAGAACAGGUACAAGAACUGUCUACAGAACAGAUGGAUAGAGGAACAAGAACUGUCUACAGAACGGAUGGAUAGAGGAACAAGAACUGUCUACAGAACAGAUAGAUAGAGGAACAAGAACUGUCUACAGAACAGAUAGAUAGAGGAACAAGAACUGUCUACAGAACAGAUAGAUAGAGGAACAAGAACUGUCUACAGAACAGAUAGAUAGAGGAACAAGAGGCUGUACUGGUCAAGGGAUGGUGGAAGUAGAGACUCUACAGAACAGAUGAAUAGACGAAGAGGAGGCUCUACAGGACAUAGGGAUACAACCUGUAUAGGAACAAGUGUUAUGGGGAGAAGAAUCUCUACAGAACAAUUCGCGGUAGAGGAGGCUGUACAGAAGAGAUGGAUAGAGGAAUAGAAGAGAUGAAAAGGAAGGCUCUACAAGCUUAGAUGGGAAGAGAAAGAGGAGGCUCAAUAGAGACGAUCGAUCGAGGAAGAGAGGACUCUACAGGUGAUAUGGGAGGAAAGGAAGAGGAGGCUGUACAGGACUAAGGGAUAGAGGAAGCAGCGAUUGGAUAGAGAAGAAGGCUAGAUGAAGAGAGGACUCAACAGGACAGGGGAAUAGAAGGUUCUACGGGACAGACAGAGGAGAGGAGGCUGUACAGAACCAUGGAUAGAGGAAGAGGAGGCUCUACGGGACAGAUGACCCGGAUGGAGGACACACAAAUAUAGAUGGAGGCUGGAGGAAACACUGACACGGAUGGAGGACACACAGAUAUGGAUGGAGGUUGGAGAUGGAUGGAGGACACACAGAC